UAAUAAUAAUAAUAAACAAAAAAAAAAGAAAAAAGGAAAAUGUCGAGUAUGAUCAAGAUAAUGAUGAUGAUGGCCUUGGUAAUAAUGGGCGUGAGAGCAAAAACGCUGACUGAGUGUCGUGAAACAGACUGCAAGUAUGUUUGUGCGAACAAAGGGAUGAGCACAAAGGCUUGUUCUAAAUGUGUCCUUCGAUGCAGUACUGCUUCUGACAAAAGGACCAACGAUGUAGACCAACGUGUCAUAUGUUACCGGAACUGCGAUGUUGGUUGUGGCACAGACAAUGCGUGCCAUGAACGUUGUAACAAGAGUUGCGGUUACCCACCCUUGAUGAAUCUUCAUCUAUGACUUUGUUGAGACCUAGGAGUCAUGGACUUGUGGAAUAUUUAUUAUGCAUUUCUCUUUGUGAUUUAGGUGUUUAUUUUGUUGAAUUUUUACAUGUUGGGGUUGUAAUUGGCAUGGAAAGAUUCUAUAUAAACAUACUAAAGUCUAAUAAAUAAAUAUAUUAUUUUCUUGAAAUAAA
This is a messenger RNA of Camelina sativa (false flax), 520 nucleotides long. The record is from RefSeq and is a predicted model, not a curated record. NCBI's taxonomy places the organism in Eukaryota, Viridiplantae, Streptophyta, Magnoliopsida, Brassicales, Brassicaceae.